AUGUCGGCUGUCUUGCAAAAAUCCACGCGAUCGCUGCUAUCGGUCGUAAUCUUUGCGCUUAUGGCUAUGGCAGCAAAUGCGAAGACCGCAUGUGGGACCCUCACUCAGUGUGCUGUACAGAAAUGUCUUGAUAGAGAUGUAGUUCGACGAGUGGUGAUGAACUCCUCAAAAUCGGAACUGUUUGGUGCGCUUGUGGAGAAGUUUGAUAUGGUGUGUAUCGCCGCGAAGUGCACCAAAGAAUGUCAGUCGUGCAACCAAUGCCAUUAUGCCCUCGAACAGAUGAGCGCUCUUGCUCAAGGAGAGCAGACAUCUGGUCUCUGUCCGAAGUUGGAGGAAUGUGUGCAGGAUUGCCUGAAGGCUGGAGAUCUGCCUAAGAUCAUAUCGUGUGUCGCUGAUCGCUGUAAUGUUCACUGCUACGACGGUGACUGUCCAUCGUGUCGAGCACUGUCAAGACGGAUGUUCACAGCGAUCUGUCUGCAAACCGGCAUGACGAGCCUCGAACAUAUCAAAUAUACGGGAACCUGUCCACGACUUUUCAACGAUCUGGCUGAUGAAUACGUGGCUGUGAAGCGACGAGUGGCCGCUUAA
Messenger RNA from Necator americanus (New World hookworm), 588 nucleotides. RefSeq lists its product as uncharacterized. The transcript has 6 exons. The record is from RefSeq and is a predicted model, not a curated record. Bases 1 to 588 code for a protein of 195 amino acids. NCBI's taxonomy places the organism in Eukaryota, Metazoa, Nematoda, Chromadorea, Rhabditida, Ancylostomatidae.